Molecule: messenger RNA, 843 nt
Organism: Aspergillus wentii DTO 134E9
Lineage: Eukaryota; Fungi; Ascomycota; Eurotiomycetes; Eurotiales; Aspergillaceae
Product: glycosyltransferase family protein
Exons: 2
Coding region: 1-843 (280 amino acids)
Biological process (GO): dolichol-linked oligosaccharide biosynthetic process
Cellular component (GO): UDP-N-acetylglucosamine transferase complex
Source: RefSeq, a predicted model, not a curated record
AUGACUCUCUGUCAGGUGCUGAUAAUCAUCAGCUUCUGGGUUCUUGUCCUUGCGCUUGCGACUGGUAUACCUGCAAUUCUCUUGCUCCUACGUGCUCUUUCGGUGUCGCAGAAUACCGAAGUCCCCAAAUGUCGCUCGAAACAUACCCCCACCCAUCUGCUUGUUGUCCUAGGCAGCGGCGGGCAUACCGCUGAGAUGUUCUCCAUGCUACGGCGCAUGCAGUUCGAUUCGUCCGUAUAUACCUAUCGUACCUAUGUCGUCAGCUCAGGGGACAACUUCAGUGCUACAAAGGCUGUAGAGUUCGAAGCGAAUUUCUUGAACGGUGGGGAAUGGGGUAAACAGAAAAAGCAGAUCCAAAGCCAGAAUGAUUCAGAACCCUACGCCAUUAUAACCGUCCCACGGGCACGUCGCGUUCACCAGUCCUAUUUAACAGCGCCUCUGUCCACCCUUCAGUCAUUUUGGGCCUGUCUUCUUGUGCUACGUGGGCUUCAUCCCGAUCAGAAAUCACUUCCUCAACACAUCCGUUCUUUGUAUCCGGACGUGAUUCUCACAAAUGGCCCUGCGACCGCAGUCUGUAUUAUACUGGCUGCGAAACUUCUCCGUCUAUGUCAUUUCCUGAUUGGCAACACCACGCCAAAAACAGGACAAGGGUCGACGCCCCUGGAUUUCCAGCUGCGUACCAUUUUUGUAGAAUCCUGGGCCCGGGUCACAACUCUGAGUCUCUCGGGCAAAAUCCUACUCCCUUUUGCCGACCGGUUCCUCGUUCAAUGGCCCGCAUUAGAAGGGAAGAGGGCUUGGAAAGGGAUGAGGAAGACCGAAUACGUCGGCGCGCUGGUAGAUUAA